AUACAUCCGGUGUGAACAGCACAUACAGUCUAUGGGCUCACCAGGGUUGUAUGCUUGUCCUUCAGUAGAGCUAACCAGCUAACCACAAAGUCUUCUUUUUAAACCCUUUCUACAUUUAGCAGGGCUUUGAAGAAAACCACACCGCUUUGGACCAUGGCGGCAAGGAUUUUGCCCGUUGUGAAACUGGCCACCAAGGUGACUAUUGCAGGAGGAGCUCUCUAUGUCGCCUGUGACUCUGGUCUGUUGGGGAGCAGUGACCAGGGCUCAGAGGCUCUGAAGAAGGCCAAGGCUGCAGUACCCCCCGCCAUAGAGGAGUGGAUGAAAUACUUUGGCCUAGAGGCUCAGCUUCCAACCAUGCCUACGGUUGAGUUCUCUCCUGUUCAGUCGUGGAACUCUGGGGUGCGGCAGGUCAUUUCAGCUCUUUCAGAGGCUCCAACAAAAGCCACAGGCUACACAAAUCAGGGUUUGCAGUACUUAAAAGACCUCACCAAGUAAACAAUAAUAUCUCUCUGGACAACCUGACAUUUAUCAAUCUUUUUGAGUUUUUGCACUUGACAAACACAAGACAUUAUUUCUUCAAAACGUGUUGCCCCCUGCCAGGAGAGAAGAAAAACCCAACAAGAAUGCAAACAGUUACACAGAAAGUGGAUGAAAAAAGAGACAAGUGCAGUCAAUGUGUACUGUGGAUCUCUAAGUGAUAGUAGCAUUGGUUGGGAGUUGUAGUGUCCAUAAUGAUAGAAGGCAAAAUAUACUUUAAAAAAAGCUGUUCUUUCACAUUGUGUGUACAUUAAGUCUGGAUCUAAUCCACAAUAUCUCUCCCCUUUGUUCUCAAGCCAUCCAAAUAAUGUUAUGAAGAGAAUGUCUGUUGUGUAUAUAUGCAGUUUCACUAUUUGUGAUUACAUAAAACAUAAAUCUUAAAACAUG
Molecule: messenger RNA, 924 nt
Organism: Centropristis striata (black sea bass)
Lineage: Eukaryota; Metazoa; Chordata; Actinopteri; Perciformes; Serranidae
Gene: micos13
Product: mitochondrial contact site and cristae organizing system subunit 13
Exons: 4
Coding region: 154-495 (113 amino acids)
Biological process (GO): cristae formation
Cellular component (GO): MICOS complex; mitochondrial crista junction
Source: RefSeq, a predicted model, not a curated record